Pyrenophora tritici-repentis Pt-1C-BFP is the source of this 954-nucleotide messenger RNA. NCBI's taxonomy places the organism in Eukaryota, Fungi, Ascomycota, Dothideomycetes, Pleosporales, Pleosporaceae. The record is from RefSeq and is a predicted model, not a curated record.
AUGCCGUUCUCCACGAAGCGAAUUAUUCGAAAAGAGCUAGCCACCUCUACUGGCAUCAAGAACGCCGCUCUGAUGCGAAAUCGCUACUUAUUGCGUCGAUCCAACCCAUCUUCAGCUGCCGACUCGUGCUGGGAAGGGCAGUCAGACACUAACUCAUUCUCCGACACGUACUCGGACCCCGAUACUGAGGCGGAUACGGAUAUCAAUAUCGAGCUAAGUACGGGCGAAGAUGCUGGUUUCACCUCUGAGCAGGAGCUAGACGCGGAUCUAGACUCUGAAGCUGAAGAGAUACUGAAGGACAUUGCUCAAUUGAGGGCGGAGGGGCCAGCAAAGCCAAACCAUACCCCUCAUACGAUAAAACUUUGGAAGAGGGAAGGCGACUUCUGGGAAAGAUACUGCUCCAAGAUUAUGAAAAAGACUAAGAGGUCCCCAGAAGAACAAUUACGCGCAUGCGACCCAGAGGCAUUCAAAGCGUACCUCCGCUGGCGGAAGAAGAAUUCCCGGGUCAAGAAAGAGAGCUCAAUGCGGAGCUAUUGGAAAAGACUCAGCAUGUGCUACAUGGAUCUCACACGCCACACAAUGGACGCAGAUGUCCUCACCGACUGGAUUCCAUCCCUAAUGCUUGAUAAAUCCGAGAAGGAAAAGCAUGCCAUGUACGUCCAGGACCUCUACGCCAUCCUUCACGCACUCUGGGUAGAUGACACCAAACCCCUCCAUGGUUUUAUCCGAGUUCAGAUAUCGCUGCUUCUACUUCUUAGCGCUGCUACAGCGACGAGACCUGGAGCCAUCGUCGAAAGCGCAAGUGCUAAAGGCAGCAACAAGGCACUCUUGUUUAAGAACAUCGAACUUCUAAAGGUUCGCAGCGUUGUAGAUCCUAGCCGGAGCACUAUUGUGGCGAACGUUAAUCUUGAGAACGUCAAAAAUAAGGAAAAGGACGGGAAACCGCGCUCUUGA